Molecule: messenger RNA, 563 nt
Organism: Saccoglossus kowalevskii
Lineage: Eukaryota; Metazoa; Hemichordata; Enteropneusta; Harrimaniidae
Source: RefSeq, a predicted model, not a curated record
GCUGAAUGUAUGUAGCCGUUCUCUAUGGAGUGUUGACCAGUAGGUAAAUGAUAUCUUUGUGGCUCUUUAUUCCCCGCCAGACUAACGACAUCAGUGCACGCCAGAUUUACAGCAACACACUUCUACGAUGUCUGUAAAAUCGGUCAUUGAAGCCAAUCAUGCAAGGGGUGCUGAGUUGUACAAUGCUGGUGACAUACAAGCUAUGGUGACGGAGAUGUACCAUGAAGAUUGUAAAUUCAUGCCGAGUGGCGUUGAGACGAAGUUUGGUCAGAAAGGUGUGUUAGAAAUACUAGAAUCAUUGAAGAAAACAGGUGUGGCGGAAAUAAAAGUCACUUCAGAAGAAAUCGAUGGGAUCGAGACUGACACAGCUUACGAACGUGGUAGUUACAUUUUUUAUAAAGAUGAUGGCUCUGAGGUGGGCGUCGGCAAAUAUCUGGUGAUCUGGAAGAAGGUGAAUGGAAAAUAUCGUGCAUAUGUCGAUAUUCUGAACAGUAACAGUUGAAUACAAAUGACGUCUUUUGAACUCGUAGUUGUAAAAUAAACCACGUGUACAAUGAAACAAA